Molecule: messenger RNA, 2709 nt
Organism: Perkinsus marinus ATCC 50983
Lineage: Eukaryota; Perkinsozoa; Perkinsida; Perkinsidae
Product: kinesin heavy chain, putative
Exons: 24
Coding region: 1-2709 (902 amino acids)
Biological process (GO): mitotic spindle organization; microtubule-based movement
Molecular function (GO): microtubule motor activity; ATP binding; microtubule binding
Source: RefSeq, a predicted model, not a curated record
AUGGCCGGACUAGCGUUGAACCUUCANNNNGUAUCACGAUGGGAUAAGGAGAGGGUCGUCCAGCAGCGAACUCGGGCGCUCGUCCCUCAGUCGAAUGUUGUCUCGAAAGUGGCUGAGACUGAGCUUUCGGUAUUGGCCAAUCUUAUUGCGCCACCAUCAGAGGGAGGGGAAGGACAGAGGUUCACUCUGAGGUUGUUCGAGGAUGUUGAUGAUGCUACUCCUAUGGAUAACGUCGAGGCAGCUGAUGAUGAAGUGCAUGAGGAACCGGAGACUAUCACAGCUGCUGUGGCAACUGAGUCCUACAGAGGUGCCCUUAAGGAUCUCGAAGAUGAUUUGGAGGAAGCUAUCGGUGGUAGUAAAAGUGCAGUUAACGAUUCGGUUCCCAACUUUGAUGGUUGGAUGUCCAUAGGAGUGGUAGCUGUCCGUACAUGCGUGCGAGUGAGGCCUCUACUCCCAGCUGAACUCGGAGCCGGAUGCUUGCCCUGUGUGGAAGUGGUUACUGGAACUGGAGACGGCGAAAAUGAGGUGGAUACCCAGCUGGCGGUUCGGCAGCCCUGCAUGGAUGGGACCUACCCCCCGGAAUUGAUACGAUUCCAUUCUUGCCUCGGACCGGAUACGACACAGAAAGAGGUGUUCGAGAGGUGUGGAGUCCGUGAUAUGCUGCAUGCAGUACUAGAGGGCUUCAAGGCGGCUGUAAUGGCCUAUGGUCAGACUGGUAGUGGGAAGACGUACACCAUGAUAGGCGAUCCCUCGAGUGGUGAUAUGGGAGGGCUUAUACACCACUGUGCCAGGGAUCUCUUUCGGCUGAUCAAAGAGCUUGGUCGUGAUGUAACAGUCCGUGCCUCUUUUCUGGAAUUGUAUAAUGAGAGGCUCAAUGAUCUUCUUGUAUCCCCUAUUGGUGGCACUAAGGAUAACCGAUCAGCAUCGCAUCGCCAUCCAAACCAGCUCCGUGUUCGAUGUACUGAGCGGAACUCUUUCUAUGUGUCGGGCCUGCGGAAAGUAGAAUGUGAGAGUGCUACAGACAUAGUGAAACUUUUAGCUGAUGGGACGGCGAAUAGGCAGGUGUAUGGUCAUGAAGUGAACAGAUACAGCUCAAGAUCGCAUUGUAUAUUUUCAAUAUUCUUGUCUAACGGUGGGAAGCUCACUUUUGCCGAUCUUGCUGGAUCAGAGAGGCUCAAAGAGUCACGAACAGAGACUCAGCAUAGAAAGGAAACGCAAUCGAUUAAUAAGAGCCUCCUCGCGCUGGGGAAGGUCAUCAACACUCUGGCUCAACAAGCACAGUGUGAGACAGCUGGGAUUCAUGUACCGUAUAGGGACAGCAAACUAACACAAAUAUUGGCGGACUCCCUUGGUGGCAGGGGUCUUGCGAUGAUCAUAUGUACAGUGAGCCCGGCCCAGAAGAACCACGCAGAGACGGUGCACGUGCUCCAAUAUGCACUGAAGGCGAUGAGUAUAUCAAAUGUACCAUUGCGGUUGAUGUAUGGAUUGAGAGCGGCGAAUACUCCUGCGGAUGCGGAGCUCAACUCGGAAAGACAGAAGACCCUCGACCUCAUGCGAGCCGAGGUGGCGAGGCUGCGAGCUGAAAAUCGUGGUUUCCAAUCGAAGAAUCGUGCUUUGGAGCGAAUGCUUGGCAAGAUGACUGCCAACAGACGUGCUAUUGGCAGUAACUCGUAUGCCCAGCGGUCGGACCUAGAUGCGGCAUGGUCAUCGGGCUCGGACUCUGAACCCUCUAGCUACUAUAGCGGAAGUGUUAUAAAACCACAGUCGCUCUCGGUGAAGGGCAUCAGGACGAGAGUGAAACUCAGACCAGUUGUUGAAAGGAUCCUCGGGGAUCUGGAGAGGAGGAGCCCGAAUCAAUGGCGAUGUAAAUUCAGUGUGGGGCCCCGGCCAAUAGGUGCUGAUGGUGACAUAAGUGAUGUGGCAACCGACGAGAUGAUAGGGAAUGAGCAGUUAUUAGAAUCUCCACUAAAGGAAGCCGAUAACCUUCCUCUAUGGCAACGACUGCGGACACAUCGGGCCGAGACGAGCCUUCAGGGAUUGCCGUUGGUCACUUCUUCUGAGGGGACGCCUCGUGAAGAGCUAGCUAGUGGUGGUGGGGUAGAGGAGAGCAGAAUGAGUGAGGACUCACUCCUUGAUUGGCCAAGGGGUCACGCUGGACCACAAGAACAGGCUCUUAGGAGAUCUUCAAUAGGAAGCAGCGUUCAAAGUGACGGAAUAGGGCUCGGACCAGACGUAGAGCCUUGGCGGCAGUCUCCUAGGAUAGAGGAGUGUGCCCUCAUACAAGAUUCUUUAGAUGUCGCUAUGAGCAGGCUACUUCGACGGGGUGCCCUCCUUCCCAAAGUUUGUACUCCUACGUACUGGGCGAUCUCGGUUCGGCGAUCGUUUUGUUUCGAGAAAAAGCGAACUUUUAUAUUCAAGAAGGCGAAACCUCUGGAGAACACUGAAAGGCUACGAGGGGAAGAUCCCGAAGAGCAUUGGCCACCGGGAAAUAGAGCCGGGGAUUUGCAGUUGCCUUCUGAAUUGAAUAGGAAACUGUUUGUCUACAACUCACGGCAUACGUGUGGGAGGAAGCGAUCAACGGUCCUUAUGGUGACACAAGGUGACAGGCAUAAGCCGAUCCUUACACUCAACCGUGAGGAGUUUGAAGGGGUUAUGGCUGCAAGGGAGGAGGCGGAGAGAGAGAUCGUCAAUUUUGGUAAGAAGCUCUGA